This is a messenger RNA of Mus musculus (house mouse), 5361 nucleotides long. RefSeq names its product NLR family, apoptosis inhibitory protein 1 (gene Naip1). The record is from RefSeq and is marked validated. Gene Ontology annotation, molecular function: cysteine-type endopeptidase inhibitor activity involved in apoptotic process. Gene Ontology annotation, biological process: negative regulation of apoptotic process. The transcript is spliced from 16 exons. NCBI's taxonomy places the organism in Eukaryota, Metazoa, Chordata, Mammalia, Rodentia, Muridae. Bases 113 to 4324 code for a protein of 1403 amino acids.
GUGACCGGUAGACUCUGAUCCUUCUACCAAACCUUCCGUGCCAUGGUGGAAUUUAUCCCUUCAAAUUGAAACCACCUGAGGAAGAAGCAGGAGCCUGACUGAACUGAAGAAAAUGGCUGAGCAUGGGGAGUCCUCCGAGGAUCGGAUUUCUGAGAUUGAUUAUGAAUUUCUCCCUGAGCUCUCUGCUCUUCUCGGGGUGGAUGCAGUUCAGCUGGCAAAGAGCCAAGAAGAAGAAGAGCAUAAAGAACGGAUGAAAAUGAAGAAAGGUUUUAACUCACAGAUGCGCAGUGAAGCCAAACGACUAAAGACCUUUGAGACCUAUGACACGUUCAGAUCAUGGACGCCACAGGAGAUGGCAGCUGCUGGGUUUUACCACACAGGGGUGAAACUUGGGGUUCAGUGCUUUUGCUGUAGCUUGAUCCUCUUUGGCAAUAGCCUCAGGAAGCUUCCCAUAGAGAGACACAAGAAAUUACGUCCAGAAUGUGAGUUCCUUCAGGGAAAAGAUGUUGGUAACAUUGGCAAGUAUGACAUCCGGGUGAAGAGUCCAGAGAAGAUGCUGAGAGGUGGCAAAGCCAGGUACCAUGAAGAGGAGGCCAGACUGGAGUCCUUUGAGGACUGGCCAUUUUAUGCCCAUGGGACAUCACCACGUGUACUCUCAGCAGCUGGCUUUGUCUUUACAGGUAAAAGGGACACUGUGCAGUGUUUUUCCUGUGGCGGAAGCUUGGGCAACUGGGAAGAAGGAGAUGACCCCUGGAAGGAGCAUGCCAAGUGGUUCCCCAAAUGUGAAUUUCUUCAAAGUAAGAAAUCUUCAGAGGAAAUUGCCCAGUAUAUCCAAGGCUAUGAGGGAUUUGUUCAUGUAACGGGAGAACAUUUUGUGAAUUCCUGGGUCAGAAGAGAAUUACCUAUGGUAUCAGCUUACUGCAACGACAGCGUCUUCGCUAAUGAAGAACUAAGGAUGGACACGUUUAAGGACUGGCCCCACGAAUCACCUGUGGCUGUUGAUGCUUUGGUCAGAGCUGGCCUUUUCUACACAGGCAAAAAGGGCAUUGUCCAGUGUUUUUCCUGUGGAGGAUGUAUGGAGAAGUGCACAGAAGGUGACGACCCAAUACAAGAGCACAACAAGUUUUUUCCCAACUGUGUAUUUCUCCAAACCCCGAAGUCCUCUGCAGAAGUGAUUCCAGCCCUUCAGAGCCACUGUGCACUUCCAGAAGCCAUGGAAACCACAAGUGAAAGCAACCACGAUGAUCCAGCAGCAGUUCAUUCUACAGUGGUGGGCUUGGGUAGGAGUGAAGCCCAGUGGUUUCAAGAGGCCAGGAGUCUGAGUGAGCAGCUAAGAGACAACUACACUAAAGCCACUUUUCGCCACAUGAACUUGCCAGAAGUGUGCUCCAGCCUUGGCACUGACCACUUGAUCGGCUGCGAUGUGUCCAUCAUUUCAAAGCACAUCAGCCAGCCUGUGCAAGGGGCCCUGACGAUCCCUGAGGUCUUCUCCAAUCUCAGCUCUGUCAUGUGUGUGGAGGGGGAAACUGGCAGUGGAAAGACAACCUUCCUGAAGAGGAUAGCUUUUCUCUGGGCAUCAGGAUGCUGCCCCUUGUUGUACAGGUUCCAGCUGGUCUUCUACCUCUCCCUUAGUUCCAUCACACCAGACCAGGGACUGGCCAACAUCAUCUGUGCCCAACUCCUAGGGGCAGGAGGCUGCAUUAGUGAAGUGUGUCUGAGCAGCAUCAUCCAGCAGUUACAACACCAGGUGCUGUUCCUGUUGGAUGACUACAGUGGGCUGGCCUCACUCCCCCAAGCCCUACAUACACUGAUUACAAAAAACUACUUGUCACGGACCUGCUUAUUGAUCGCUGUGCAUACAAACAGGGUCAGGGGCAUCCGCUCAUACCUAGAUACGAGUCUAGAGAUCAAAGAGUUUCCCUUGUCCAAUACUGUCUAUAUAUUAAAGAAGUUCUUCUCCCAUAAUAUAAAACGUCUACUAGAGUUUAUGGUUUAUUUUGGACAGAAUGAAGAUUUACAGGGAAUUCACAAGACCCCCCUCUUCGUGGCAGCAGUAUGUACUGACUGGUUUGAAAAUCCAUCUGACCAGCCCUUUCAGGAUAUGGCACUUUUCAAGUCCUACAUGCAAUACCUGUCCUUAAAGCACAAAGGUGCAGCUAAGCCUCUCCAAGCCACCGUGUCCUCAUGUGGGCAGCUGGCCUUGACAGGGCUUUUCUCAUCAUGCUUUGAGUUCAAUAGUGAUGACCUGGCAGAGGCAGGAGUUGAUGAAGAUGAAGAGCUCACCACCUGCUUGAUGAGCAAAUUCACCGCCCAGAGACUGAGGCCAGUCUACCGGUUUUUAGGUCCGCUGUUCCAGGAGUUUCUUGCUGCCAUGAGACUGACUGAACUUCUGAGUUCAGAUAGGCAGGAAGACCAAGAUCUGGGACUUUAUUAUUUGAGACAAAUUAACUCACCCUUGAAGGCUUUGACCACCUACAACAAUUUUUUGAAGUAUGUCUUUAGCCAUCCGUCAUCAAAGGCAGGGCCAACAGUUGUAUCUCAUUUGCUUCACUUGGUGGAUGAGACAGAGUUGCUGGAGAAUACCUAUAAAAAUGAGGAUUAUGUAAAUCACCCUCCAGGAACUUCCCGAAUAAUGAAGGGACUUAAGGAACUGUGGCUGUUAUCUCCUGAAUAUUACUCUUCAUUUGUUUCAGAACAUUUAUUGCGCAUUGCUCUAAACUUUGCUUAUGAAAGCAACACUGUUGCUGAAUGUUCUCCAUUUAUUUUGCAGUUCCUUAGAGGGAGAACACUGGCUUUGAAAGUACUGAAUUUACAAUACUUUAGGGACCACCCAGAAAGCCUGUUACUGGUGAAGAGUUUAGAAGUCUCGAUAAAUGGAAAUAAAGUGCCAAAAGUUGUAGAUUAUUCAGUCAUGGAAAAAAGUUUUGAAACAUUACAGCCACCAACUAUAGAUCAGGACUAUGCAUCCGCCUUUGAACAAAUGAAGGAACAUGAAAAAAAUUUAUCUGAAAAUGAAGAGACCAUAAAGAGUAUUAAGAACAUCUUCCCCUUACAGCCACCUAAAAUAAGCUCUGGCUAUUGGAAACUGUCCCCCAAGCCAUGCAAGAUCCCUAGGCUGGAAGUUGGAGUGACCAACAUGGGUCCAGCAGAUCAAGCACUGCUCCAGGUCCUCAUGGAAGUCUUCUCAGCUUCACAGAGUAUUGAGUUCCGUUUAUCCGACAGCAGUGGCUUCCUUGAAAGCAUCCGCCCAGCUCUGGAGCUGAGUAAGGCCUCUGUCACCAAGUGUUCCAUGUCCAGGCUGGAGCUCAGCAGAGCAGAACAGGAGCUGCUUCUCACCCUGCCUGCCCUGCAGUCUCUCGAGGUCUCAGAGACAAACCAGUUACCAGAUCAGCUCUUCCAUAACUUGCACAAGUUCCUGGGCCUGAAAGAACUGUGUGUGAGACUAGAUGGCAAACCGGAUGUGCUCUCAGUCCUUCCUGGAGAGUUCCCAAACCUCCUUCACAUGGAGAAGUUAUCCAUCCGAACCUCCAUGGAGUCUGACCUCUCCAAACUAGUUAAAUUGAUUCAGAACUCUCCAAAUCUCCAUGUUUUCCAUCUGAAAUGUGAUUUCCUUUCGAAUUGUGACUCUCUCAUGGCUGUGCUUGCUUCCUGCAAGAAACUCAGAGAGAUUGAGUUUUCUGGACGAUGCUUUGAAGCCAUGCCCUUUGUUAACAUUUUGCCAAAUUUUAUUUCUCUGAAGAUAUUAAAUCUUAUAAGCCAACAAUUCCCAGAUAAGGAAACAUCAGAAAAGUUUGCCCAGGCUCUGGGUUCUCUCAGGAACCUGGAGGAACUGCUCGUUCCCACUGGAGACGGGAUUCACCAAGUGGCCAAAUUGAUUGUCCGGCAGUGUCUGCAGCUUCCGUGUCUCCGAGUUCUUGCCUUUCACUACAUCUUGGACAAUGACAGUGUGAUUGAAAUUGCCAGGGUGGCAACCAGUGGAGGUUUCCAGAAACUCGAGAAGUUAGAUCUUUCCAUGAAUCACAAGAUUACCGAGGAAGGAUAUAGAAAUUUCUUUCAAGCCCUGGACAACCUGCCAAACUUGCAGAAUCUGAACAUCUGCAGACAUAUCCCAGAAUGCAUUCAAGUUCAGGCCACCACUGUCAAGGCUCUGGGUCAAUGUGUGUCCCGACUGCCCAGCCUCACUAGGCUGCACAUGCUCAGUUGGCUCCUGGAUGAAGAGGACAUGAAAGUGAUUAAUGAUGUGAAGGAAAGACACCCCCAGUCCAAACGCUUGAUUAUCUUCUGGAAAUGGAUAGUCCCGUUCUCUCCUGUUGUCCUGGAGUAAAGGAUGCUCCUGAAGACUACUGAUAGUUCAGAAUACCAGAUUUCCUAAAACACUUUACUUUAGCUGGGCAUGGUGGUACACACCUGUACUUUCAACAUUUAGGACACUGAUGUGCAAGAAUCAAGAAGUUCAGACCAGAUCCAGUUUCACAGCUAAAGACACAACUAUCCAUCCUACUAAAGAAUAUUUAUUAAGUGUGCAGACUGCUAAUUUUUUUUCAGAAGUCUGCAUGCCCACUAUUGAAUUCAGUAGCUAUAUUGCUCAAUGCCUUGGCAGUCCUUAUUUGGUCUUCCUGUCUGAAGACUAGAGCCUCAGUCACGUUCAUAUAGAGAACUGUCAAUGCCAAGGUCAACAGGAAGGCGCUGGGAAAGGAACAUCGAUCUAUGUAGAAGCCACAUCCGGAAGUAGUAUUUGAUAGGUGCUGGGGUAGUGCAAGAGGAACAGCAAAACAGCUUUAGAACUCACGGAACGCAGUCUCCUGGUUAGCACAAACUCAUGGGUGGGUCUCCGAGAGAACUAUGGGUCCUGAGAGCUUCAUGGUGUCAUAGAGAUUUGCUCUGCUUGCUGCCUUCUCACUGUGUUACUCAUAAUCUAUGAGUUUUAUGAACUCUCUAGGGGGCUUAACAACCCCUCACUGGGCAGUGUCAUUGUCACUCACAGCAGCAGUGCUUGAUCUUCAAGAUCAAUGAUUCAAUCACCACCCUUGGAAAGAACUUAGAAAUGUACAUUGUUAGAAAUGACCACCAGUCUUAAGAAUUUGGAGAAGUAGAUUGUCAGUAAAGUUAGGUUAAGAUGUUUUUGUUAAUGGCUCUGAUGUUGAAAAAUCUUAGAAAUCAAAUAGAAAUUCAGAAAAGCCCACUUUUGAUUAUUGAUCAAGGGAUGUUUUCAAGAUCAGGAACAAGAACAAUGGCAGCUCAGCUAGCACUGGCUGAUGUGACUCUUGCUGAAGCUGGGCUGAUGAUCGAGGUGAUAAUUAAUGUCUUGUACCCAAUGUUCCCCUCACCUUUCUGAUAAGAUUUAAUAAAAAGUUGUCCCCG